AUGACUGAUGAACCACAUGAGGGAUUCAUUUUAUGUUGCUAUAUCUUGUGCCCACCGACGCCGGAUUGUAUUGCUCGAAAACUAGCGUUUCAUCCUCCGAAAAAAGGAAGUUAUUCGGCACAUAUUGAGAGCACGCCUGAUGUGCAGAUUACCACAGCAUCCAAGCUUGUUGGACAGAGCUUCCGGAUCAGUCCUAAACCACUAUCAACAAAGUGUUCAUCAGCUGACUGUGCAGAACUGGCCAGUCAAGUAGAGUGCUCCGUGCUGUGCACUGGACGUGGAAAUUACAUUGUUGUCGUUAAGGGCUCUCCGACCACCGCUUGUACAGAGAGCAGAAUAAAGGAGGUGGUCGUGAUAUUCUCGCAGCCGAACGCUUCAGAUCUCGGCGAGUAUCUCCAGCCCACACGUAUGAACAUACCGACGAUGGCAGAAUUAUUGGGCACGGACGUCUAUGCGUUUGAUUACUCUGGGUGA
Molecule: messenger RNA, 474 nt
Organism: Ostertagia ostertagi
Lineage: Eukaryota; Metazoa; Nematoda; Chromadorea; Rhabditida; Trichostrongylidae
Source: the annotation of a GenBank genome assembly